GGAUCGGCUGCUCUCGCCUGGGCAAAUCCGAGAGGCCUGUCAACACAAGUUUACGCUCCGGAGGCGCCGAAGGUCGAUUUCACUCUUAUUUCUCAUGAACUCGCGGCAGUCUUCCUCAAGCCCAUGACCCAACAAGAGCAGAAUGAGUUCAAGGAGAGCUGCGAGGACGCCCUGUCGUGGAUGCAGGCCGUCCAGGAGAGGCUCAGGCUCAAUGACAACACUCAGGGGCCCAGGGCAGCGCUGGAGGCCAGGCUGAGGGAGACAGAGAAAAUCCGCGAGUCGGAGCAGGAUGGUCGGCUGAAGAUGGACUUGGUGCUGGCGGCUGCAGACACACUCCUGAAUAGUGGAGACGAGGAAAUGAAGAACCAAACUCACUCCAAACUGAAAGACCUGAAGGCUCUGUGGGAGGAGACUUCAACCUACAUCAUCCACUGCCACAGCCGUAUAGAAUGGGUGUGGCUGCACUGGAGUGAGUAUCUGAAGGCCCAUGAGGAGUUUAACAUGUGGCUGGUGAAGAUGCAGAGGACGCUGGAGCCACAGCUGGAACUGCAGCUGGGCCCGCGCGAGAAGCUGUGGCAGCUGGACCAUCACCGUGUCCUUUGCAGUGACGUGAAAGCCCAGGCUCAGCUCCUGGAGAGGCUGGUGGAUGAGGCUGCGGCUCUUCACAACCGCACACAGGACACCAGUGUGGACGAAAACGCCCAGGACGCACUGCAAGAGGCCUACAACAGCAUCCGUACCAAAGCAGAGGAGAGGCUGGCUCUGGUCCAGAAAGUGGCAGAAGAGCACCAGCAAUACCAAAAUCAUGUUCUUGAGUUCCAGAAGUGGCUGGUGUUGAAAACGGAAGAAGUGAGCCGCUUCACAGAGCUGGAGGACACUUCUGAGAAUAGACUGCAGGCCCUGCAGGAGCUGGACGCCAGUGUAGCUCAUGAGGAAAAGACAUUACGGUACAUUGAAGGUUUGGCUGAGGCUGUGAAGGUCAACACGUCUCCGGCUGGAGCGGAGUACAUCACAGAGGAGGUGGAGGAGCUGCGGCUGGCCUGGCAGAGACUCCGUCAGGCCCUGGUGGACAUCCAGGAGGAACUGCAGAGCUCGCUAGACUCCCACAGUCAGUACCUGGCCCGCAGAGAGGGGCUGGUUGCUGAUAUCGGGCAGCUGCGGGCGCUGGUGCAGAAAAUGAGCCGCGAGCUGGAGAGUAAAGAUGGAGAGAGGACGGAGGAGCACAUGGUGACUCAGUGGAGGAAAUACACAGGCGUGCGGAACGCGCUUUUGGCAGAAGAGCCGAGGGUAGAGCAACUCAAAACCCAGCUGAAGGAGUUAUUCCGGUUCCCUCAGGACCACAGAGAGCUGUCUGAUGAUGUUCUGGCUGCAGUUAAAGAGUAUCAAAGUGUGAAAGGCCGCUCGUCCCGGCUGUCCUCGGAGAGUGAGACCGCUCUGAGGCAGGUUCUGCAGGACCCUCUACAUGGCUUUAGUCAGUGGAGUCAGGCUGUGUCUCAGGUUCUGGAGGCUUCAGCAGAAGUGACCGAGUUUUCCCACAUCGCUCUGCUCGUGCAGAAUAUUGAGAAGCUCCUAAAGCACAGUGUGCAGCUCCAGGAACGUUUGAGCCUGCUGCAGGUGAAGGCUGAUCUCCUGACCGCCGUUUUUGGGAAGGAGAAAGCAGACAGUCUGUUGGAGGAGCUCACUGCGGACAUGAGGAAGAGGGAGCUGCUCCACAGCCAGCUUAUGCAGAGGAAGAGUCGACUACAGGGACUGAUCUCAAGGACGAAGGACUUUGGUGAUGCCUACGACUCUAUUCAGAAGAGACUGGCCUCCAUAAAGGAGAGAUUUCUUGCAGCAGAAGGACUCCAACCUGACAUUCUUGCCAAGAAGAGCCAGGCUGACCAGCUAAAGGUCAUUAAGAGGGAUCUCGAGGACAGUGAGGCGCACAUCACAGCUUUGGAGACGCUGGUGUCGUCCAGCCCGACGAACAGGACGAAGUUUGAGCGCCUCUAUGCGGACUGGAAACUGCUCUAUAAAGCGGUUCGGGUGAAGGUAAAUGAAAGUGAGGAGAGCAUUUCUGAGCAUGAGAGUUUCCACGAGAGUCUGCUGAACGUGGAGAAAUGGCUGAUGAUCAUGAGGCAGAAGCUGGAGUCGUUCCGCGGGCCGAACGGAGAGUGGAGCGUGGAGAACCGGCAGCAUGAAGCGGAGAGGGCGCUGGGGGAGUUCCCUGAGAAGGAGCUGCAGCUGCACCGGACGGAUGGACACGGUCAGGCCGUGCUGGCCAAGACCUCCGAGGAAGGCAAAGUUCACAUUCAGCGAGACCUCAAACGCCUCCGUGAAUCAUGGAUGUCCCUUCACUCGCUCAGUCUUAACCUCUACAGGCUUCUUAAUGGUCACCGAGCAUCAGGGGAACCAGAUUCUUCCUUUUACGCACAUGAGACCUUAAACGAGGCAGAUGAUUUCCUGGAGCUUGACCAGAGACGUGUGCCAUUGGAGGAGGCCGGUUCACUCAGAGGCAGCGGAUCUACAAGCAGAGCCAGAGCAGAUGGUCAUCCAGGCCAGGAGCUCGACUGGCCUUAUGAGGGCUCAGGGUUGGGCAGAGGGUCAGGAUUUGAAGCUGAUGGGAGAUUUGUUACAGGUCAUGAUGGAGGAGGUCAGAUAGCUGAUGGGCAGUUCAGUCCUGGAGGUAAAGUCAAAGUUCGUCCAGAGAUGAGAGGGAAGACUGCUGUGGAUGAUGUGGACUCGAUGGUAAUAGGAAGAGGCUACGAGGAGCAGAAGGAUAGAGGAGAUGAGUAUGGAGCAGGUUUGGUGAGGAGAGGAGGCUCCAGGAGUGGAGGGAGGACAAGAGAAUGGGUUGAAGAUCAUGCACCUGGUAUAGAGGAUCUUGAUUUGGAGGGAAAACGUGGCUUAAGUAAGGAUCAGUAUUUAAGUGAAGACCAAACUGGAGCUGGACUCACAAGACGCAUCAGAACCUCAGACGCCGAAUUUAGGAAAAGGCAGCCGUCUCCAUACAAACCAGGUGCAGCUCACGGAUUUUUGGAGAGUGACGUGAGAGAGCGUGAUCAUGAUUGGGAGGCUCUUCGGAGAGAGUUCGAGGCUUGGCUUCGUAAGGAAAACGACAAACUCUCAGCAGUUGUAAACAACCAAAGAGUUUCCAGCGCCAAAGAACUGAAGAUAAGACAGAAUACACUCAAGGGUUUGCGUGCUGGGGUGACCAGGGGUCAAGCUCUGUUCCAGCAGCUGAUGGACGCCUGGCAUUCUGAUGCUGGAAGAGAAGAUGUGAGUAUGGAGGAGCUGCGGUACAAAUGGAUGCUCUACAAAUCCAAACUGAAGGACGCAGAACAUGUCAAAGCUCGGCUCAAACCCAAGGGUGACGGCGUCCAGCAGGAGGAGCUCAUCCGAACUUCAAAGGAGAAGAGUUGCUGUGGGUUCCUGUACCGUGUCUGUCGCGUGGCUCUCCCUCUGCAGCUGCUCCUGCUGGCUCUGCUGCUGCUGGCCUUCCUGCUGCCCAUGAUGGACGAAGGCACCAGCUGCUCACUGUCCAACAACUUUGCCCGCUCCUUCAACAUCAUGCUGCGUUACCACGGCCCGCCGCCCACCUAAACGCGUACCCACGCACACCUACAUGCUCCGGAGAGGCUUUUUCUCAGAGCGCCCCCCCCCCGACCAGUAUAGCUGUGGAAUGUAAACCUUAUGUAAUGGACUUAACGCUGAAUUGAAAAACAAAAGCCUGCGGAGAUGCACAGUUUGCAGCUCGUCCUGCGUCCCCCAGAGUCGACUACUUUAGCUUCAUAUUUCACACUCGGCUGGGCCCAGCAGAACAGGAGCUCGUGUGUGUGUAUGUAUGUAUGUGUGUCUAUGCAUGUGUGAGUGAGUGGGUGGCUCGCUUUGACACUCGCAACCUGUUCCACAUGACUCAAGCUGUUCCGCUCUCUUCAUCCAUUUGAAGGAGGCAGUGGAGUGCAGAAGCCCUUUACAAGGCAUUUCUGUCCUGCUUCGCUGUUCCACUGCGCUGUACUGCACAAUAGUGCUACUGUAUGUGCUCAGUUGGCAUAACUAACCUGCUUUUUCUCAUGCUACAUUUCAGAAAAGCAGAAUUUCCCCAGGCCAUAUUUUAACCCUGGAAAGCCCUAGCUGUGGCUGUUGUUUAGCAGUACUUAAACAUGAAUUCCAUCAGUUGUUCACAAUUUCUGCAUCAAUUGACUUCAUUUUAUAAUCUUCCGAGCGUCUGUAUGUAAUCUUUUUUCUUAUAGCAAGCUACACGUACCCCUCCAGUAUUAAUGGGUUUAUAUGUUUCAGAUAAAAAUCUUCUCAGAACCAAUUUAAAGCCGCGUCUCCGGCGUCAGGCAGUGAAUUCAUAACCAUAGCGUGUAAUAAGUUUCCAUGAGGGAGCUUUUAAAGACAAACUCUUUGGACGUCGGGCUCCUAUCACCCCUGAAUCGGCAGGUUGUUCUACAACGGAGCAUUUCACACAGAACCACUCCGAACGGCGCUGUUUACGUCUUAACCGUUUAAUUAUGCAGAAAUGUUGAAAAAUGAGGAAUUCCCUUUUAAAUAAGUUCAGGGCAUAGUUAGUUACAUCAGAGAUGUAAAUGUAAAAGAAACAAACACUUAACCGAAUGGGAUAGUUUGUAACGUUUAACAAUCAGGAUCAUUUUUAUGCAUUAUUUGAGUCAAAUACCACAAACUGUCAUGAGUCAUUUUUGUUAGUUUUUACCACUUUUGUCAGAUUUUGCCAUUUUCCACUCAACCCAAUAGGAUAAAAUUAGCGUAUAGAGAAAUUGUUACUUCUCUAUAAAAUUGAAUUAAUUUUGACAUAUUGUCAGUUUGUUGGUUAAACAGUCCACUCGGUUAUUAUUAUUAUUAGUAUUAUUAUUAUCAUUUCUGUGUUUAGGGAAUUACAUUUUCUUUUUUGAAUGGACUUUUCUCCAUUUGUAUCAAUGUCAAGAAAUUGCAAAAUGAGAUAAGCGUGAAGAAGUUUUUUCCUUCACAACACAAUAACUUCAAACCAUCAUCUCAGAUGGUGCCACAGACAUCCGUGUCCAGGUGUCCAAGACAGUAUAAUUGUUCUCUCUUUCUCUCGGGGUGGGUGAUGGUCCUCCCUCGCCCCUUAUCACUCAGUCACAGAAUUAGCAGUUAGUGUUCUCCUCCAAGCGUAUUGAGCUGCUUUCAGGGUGGAUGCGUUUCGGCUCAUGUCCUCAGCACCCUAGGCAAGGCAGGUUUAUUCAUAUAGCACCUUUCAUCCACUUCAGUCGUUCGAAGCGUUUUAUAACCGAGAAAAUACGAAGAUAAUUCAGAUUAAAAUUUUAAAAGAUAUACGAGGACAGAAAUGAAAAGUGUGAUUUAAAACAUGAUCAUAAACAAUGAAUUUAAAAGAGGAGAAAUUAAGCAUUAAAUAAAAGUAAUAAUAAAUUAUGAUAGUAGGAGGGUAAAGUGCUGUUACAGGCUAGAAGUGCAGUAGAGCUAACAGUGUUUAAACUGACCGAAAGCGGCUCAAAUAGGAACGUUUUGAGCCUGGAUUUAAAAGUGUCCAGUGCCGGGGCUCUUUUAAUGUUCUCUCUCAACGGGUUCCAUUUAAGAGCAGCAUAGUAGCAAAACACUCAGAACCAAAAGUCAAGUUAUAAUAAAUAGUUUUCUUUACUGCGUACAAAAGAUAUGAACAUUUCUCCACUGGUUUGAGAAAUAAUGAAUAUAAAAUACACCAUGCCUUUGUUACGCUGUCAUAUAUAGUAUCUGCAACUUCUGAGAGUUACAUUCUGUCAGAUAUUUUUUUAUUUUUUUAUUUUUUAAGCCCGAUUUUCUCCCCAAUGUAGUCGUCUCCAAUUCCACCGGCUACUUAGGACUCCCCCAAUCACACGAUACUACCAACGCUAGGA
This is a messenger RNA of Pygocentrus nattereri (red-bellied piranha), 5855 nucleotides long. It is a transcript of the gene syne3, whose product is annotated as spectrin repeat containing, nuclear envelope family member 3. Gene Ontology annotation, molecular function: actin filament binding. The transcript has 18 exons. NCBI's taxonomy places the organism in Eukaryota, Metazoa, Chordata, Actinopteri, Characiformes, Serrasalmidae. Gene Ontology annotation, cellular component: nuclear outer membrane; cytoplasm; meiotic nuclear membrane microtubule tethering complex. The coding region runs from base 124 to 3582 and encodes 1152 amino acids. Gene Ontology annotation, biological process: nuclear migration. The record is from RefSeq and is a predicted model, not a curated record.